GCACAGAAGCCAAUGGAAUCAUCUGAUUCGCGACUGUUUACAAAACAAAUAAAAGUCCAAUGUACUUACCGGCUGAGUCAUUCACUUUACAGAUUUUCAUAUCUGUCAUAUGUGAGUAAACUUGUAUGAGUGUUGUUAGAAUCGGAAACGUCAAUAACAUUGUGAACAGAAGAAUUUGAUAGAGGAAACAAUGGCCUAGGUUAGUUCCCACAGAUUAUCGUAGUGCGGUUUACGAAGUAAGUGAGCGUUUAGUGUCGGAUUCUGUAAUGGAUUAGGGUGUGCUUUCGAUUGAGAUGGCCGAUUUAAUACGCACAGGAAGUCACAACCAAGGAGCUGGCAUGAUGAAAGAUAAACUGGGCUCACCUUCAACAGGAAGCGAGGACGGAAACGAACAAGACAUACAGCCUCCACCGAAACCGGAACAUGGGGAAGAACAGGACCUGGGGGACUCGGCCCAUUAUGCACCCUUGGAAACUCUGUGGUACCACGGGAGACUCGAUAGAUAUCAAGCUGAAGAAAGAUUGUGGCAAUGCAACAAACUUGGUUGUUAUUUAGUGAGAGAGAGCGAUCGAAAACCCGGGUCCUACGUGCUGUCUUAUUUGGGAAGAACGGGAAUGAACCAUUUUAGGAUAACGGCCGUUUGUGGCGAUUUUUACAUCGGGGGCCGACAAUUUAUUUCUCUUAAUGAUUUGGUGGGCUACUAUACCGAAUGCAGUGAUUUACUGAAAAGAGAACGAUUGGUGAUUCCUGUGGCGCCCCCAGAACCAGUAAACGAUAAAAAGAGGGUGGUUGCCAUAUUGCCUUACACCAAGAUGCCUGACACCGAUGAACUAACAUUUAAGAAAGGUGAUAUAUUUUUUGUACACAACGACAUGGGCAACGGAUGGAUUUGGGUGACGGCCCAUCGAACCGGCGAGCAGGGCAUGAUUUUUUGUGAGUUGGUCGACGAUUUGGACGACAGCAUCGAUCCUAACACAGUCUUUCCAUGGUUUCAUCCAAACUGCACGAAAAACGAAGCCGUCGAUCUGCUCGUUAAAGCUGGUCCCGGUAGUUUUCUUGUAAGACCUAGUGAUAAUUCACCAGGGGAUUAUUCGUUGUUUUUCCACAUUAACAACCAAAUUCAACGAUUCAGAAUCGAAAAAAAAGGAGUAAGAUACCUGAUGGGUGGUCGAAUUUUUGAAUGUUUGGACGCAGUUAUCAAUAGAUACCGUAAGGAACAAAUCGUGGAGGGACAUACUUUACAACAUCCACUCGUUGUUGAUGGUAGCACCCAAUUGGACUGGGUUCCUGAGAAUCAAAAAGCCAAAUCCGAGGCGGAAAAGAUUUACGCUACAUUGAGAGAAUGUCGCGACCAAGCGGGCUUAAAGAAAAUGCGCGGUAUCAAGCACCAGGGCUAUUUGCACCGAAAAUCCGACAAGGCCGCCAAAAAAUGGAAGUUGUUGUACUUUGUCCUCUUGGUAGACGGCACAGAUACCCAUUUGUAUUUGUACGAGAAUCCGAAGAGAACCAAACCUAAGGGCCUCAUCGACCUGUCCUGCGCCUAUCUCUACCAAGUCCACGAUAGUUUGUGGGAGAAGUCUUAUUGCUUGCAGCUGGUAGAGCGAGCGCUGCCUUGUCUGGCGACGGUCACUCACCUAGCGGCUCGGUCGCACGAGGAAUGUCAAGAGUGGGUGAACGCGUUGAAGCCGCUGUGCGUGCCGCAGCUGAGCAGGGCCACCUGCAAGGUGCCGAGGCUGCGCGACCUGCGCUGCCUCACGUUGCACGUCCUCGACGCGCACCGUUUACCAUUCAAGUUGGUUCCGACGCCCUACGUCACCAUACAACUCAACAAUCAGGUCCGUAUCGCCAGAACUAGGACAAAGUCUGGACCUGAUCCUGUUUGGGACGAAGAAUUCAUCUUUGAUGAUGUGCCAUGUGAUAUUGUAUCGUUCACUUUGACUGUACAUAACAAGGGCAAACGCGGCAAGGAGACGGAAGUUGCGGAAUUACACGUGGAGUUGUCGUCAUUGGGUAACGGGGAAGAAAGAGAAGAAUGGUACACGCUCUCCGGUUUAACGCCUAUGGGCGAAUGGGGUUCCCUUAGAUUAAGAACAAGAUAUUUGCACGACUUGGUUAUGCCUGCCGAAGAAUACAGUCCUUUGCAACAGCUGUUGUUGGAACCGGGACUGACAUCAGUGAAAACGUUAGCAGAAAUAUGCCAUAAUGACAGAGCGCCCUUAGCAACUGCCCUGUUGCGCGUUUUCCGGGCAGAGGGACGAGAAACUGAACUACUCCGAGAACUAAACUCUGCAGAGAUUGCCAGAGAAACGGAAACGUCCACUUUAUUCCGGGCUGCUUCUUUGGCCACGACUCUGAUGGAUUUGUACAUGAAAGCCGAGUGUAGCGGUUUUUUGCAAGCUGCCGUUCUAGAAAUCGUUUUGCGCUUAUUGGAGAGCAAGCAGAGCGCAGAAUUAAAUCCUGCUAAAAUGGAAUCUUUGGACGAUGCCUGUAACAAUGCAGAGUUCCUCUUGCAAAUUCUCGAUCAAGUAACUUUGAGCAUAUUCAUGUCGCCGGAAGCGUGCCCGAGAUCGGUGCGAUACAUUUGCGGGUGUUUGCAAAAAGCGGUGAUCGCGAAGUGGCCCGACGAGAGGUUCGUGCGCACCCGUGUGGUGUCGGGCUUUAUAUUUUUGCGUUUGCUGUGUCCGGCCCUUUUGAAUCCCCGCCAAUUCGGCCUCGUCAGCGAACAACCGUCGCCCGCUGCCACCAGAAGUCUCGUCAUGGUUGCCAAGUGUCUGCAGAACCUGGCCAAUCUGAUCGAAUUCGGCGGAAAGGAGCCUUACAUGGAAGUCGUAAACCCGUUCAUUCUGAAAAACAAAGAACGGAUGGUGGUAUUUUUGGAUCAACUGUCGAUGAUCGGCGACCCGGGCGAGCCCCGGAUCACCAGCAAACCCGACACUGCCAAGGAGUUGGCAACGUUGCAUCACAUAUGCGUGGCGCACGUUGCCGAGCUGCAGGCGGUCGCCAAAGUCAACGGAAACAUCAAAACUCUGGUAACGGUCACCGAUAUGCUGGCCAAGCACAAGCAAAAAUACAUGGAAAUGAUCAGAUGAUCUGACUAAGUCAAUUGAUUGGAUCGUACGUACAGGGUACACACGUCAAGCAAAAUAAAAUUCGACAACAAAACUAAGUCAUAAACUUAUUGUUUAGUUUAGGUAUUACUUUAUAUUUGUAGAGGUUAUUCUGUACGAUAUUGAGUUGUGAAUUUACAUUCAUACAUAUGCAAACUCAGGAGAAGGAAGUGCACACCAUCUUUUGUGACAUUUUGUAAUUCUAAAUGGUAUUUUUUUCAAAAUUUAUGUGCCACCAAUAUGACAAUUACAAAACAUUGGUGUCCCAAAAUAUAACUUUUUGAUAGAGUUUAUAUUUAGUUAUUUUUAAAGAUUACAAAUUAAAUGUGUGGACUGAAACAAAUUCUAAAUGCUCACAAAAAUACCAAAUUAUCAUUGUAAUUUUUAUUUUGUAGUUUAAUAAUUAUUAAGUGAAUGGUCACAAAUCAAAACUUUAUUGUCCCAAGGACUUUGUUUUUCUCCUAUAUUCCUUUUAUUAAAAGACUGUUUAAAAUAUAAUUCUAAGUCAUUAAAAAUCACCCUAACAAUUAUUAUAGAUCUAUUUUCCAACAGUCAUUUUGUUUAUUUUAUUUAUUCAUCGUCAUAUAUUAGUUAUGGUGCUAAAAUUUAGUUGUUUAGAAACUUCAUCUAUAAUUUCUAUUAAAAGUCGUAUAUUCCACUUUUAAAUUAACAGUAGCUUGCCUCUAUAAAGCAUAAAUAAAUAAACCAUUGUCUACGGUAUUAAAACUUGCUUCUUAGCAGUCAGUUAAAUUGGAAAACAUUAUUUUUAUACCCUCAUUUUCUAAAAAGGUAAAUUGUAAUAAAAUGUUUUUCAUUUAACCAAAUAACCUUUUUUUAAGGGAUAAUACCAAUAAAACACUGACUCAAUUUUCUGUAGUUUAUUAUAUUUGGAUUUUGUUAUUUAUCUAUUUAAAUGGUGCCACAACUUGGAGAUAAAAAAAAGUAUUUUUCCAAAUUGCAGAACCAAAUAUUUUGGAUGCUCUUUACUUUCCAAAAAUGUACCAAUCCCAUUUUUAUA
This is a messenger RNA of Brassicogethes aeneus, 4125 nucleotides long. NCBI's taxonomy places the organism in Eukaryota, Metazoa, Arthropoda, Insecta, Coleoptera, Nitidulidae. The record is from the annotation of a GenBank genome assembly.